This is a messenger RNA of Frankliniella occidentalis (western flower thrips), 1286 nucleotides long. RefSeq names its product adrenodoxin-like protein 2, mitochondrial (gene Fdx2). The transcript is spliced from 4 exons. Gene Ontology annotation, cellular component: mitochondrion. Gene Ontology annotation, biological process: P450-containing electron transport chain; positive regulation of oxidoreductase activity. Gene Ontology annotation, molecular function: 2 iron, 2 sulfur cluster binding. The record is from RefSeq and is a predicted model, not a curated record. Bases 197 to 646 code for a protein of 149 amino acids. NCBI's taxonomy places the organism in Eukaryota, Metazoa, Arthropoda, Insecta, Thysanoptera, Thripidae.
CGCUUGAGCUCUCUUUACAGUCUGCUCUGACCAGCUCUGACUCUGACACUACUUCGUUUCAGUCUCAUCGCACUCAGAGGCUCAGACACAUUAAACUGAUAGGGUUGCCUGACUAUUGCAAGUGAAAUUGAGUGAAGUCUAGAACGGCGCAGGAAUUUCUUAAAAAAGAAAAAGAGGCUCUAGUAGAAUAUAAGCAAUGGCCCAAUCUGCGUUGAGAGGUUUAUGUUCGCGUGCUCAAUCAUUUAGAUUGUUUGUCGUACCUCAGAGAUGUCACUCCCUGUCAAGACCCUUGUUUAAAAAAGAAGAUGUGGAAGUUACUUUUAUCAAAGCAAGUGGGGAAGCCAUUAAAACCAAAGGAAAAGAAGGAGACAGCUUGUUGGAUGUUGUUGUCAACAAUAACAUUGAUCUGGAUGGUUUUGGAGCCUGUGAAGGAACUCUCACCUGUUCUACCUGCCAUUUGAUCUUCAAGCAGAAUGAUUUUGAUGAGUUACCUGAAAAACCAACCGAUGAAGAGCUGGAUAUGCUUGAUCUUGCUUAUGAGCUAACUGAAACGUCACGUCUGGGCUGUCAAAUCAAUUUGUCAAAGAAACUCAAUGGAUUAGAAGUGAAAGUUCCUUCCACAAUCAAUGAUGCCCGCAGCAGUUAAGAUGUAACUGUCUUAGGUGAUAAUUCUUGAAGGUGUCUUCACUAAAAACUCUUAACUUCCUAAGUUUUAAAUCCUGAAGCUGUGAAAUGCACCUUUGUUGAGUUGGUUGGAUGCAUUGUUCCCAAAAAACACGAAAAAGUCACUCUCAGCCAUUUUCCAGUUAUUCACUUACGUCCAGUGUGGACUGGAUAGUCAAAAUUUAGGCAGAAUGAGACUUACUUAGACCGUCAAAAACUCAAAGCUGAUUAAAAGUGAGUCUUUUGUGUUUAAUGGUUUUGUUAGUCUUGAGUACGUUAAAAUUGUUGCAAAUGAUUAGUGUAAUCUGCUGCACAAUUACAGAUUGUAUUCAAUCACGUUCAGUGCGGCGCAACCACAAUGUGGUCACCUUUUUUGCCGUGUUUUAUUUUUCAACCCUAGAUAUGCUCAGCAGCACUGAAUAUGAUAAUGUAUGUUUACUUAACAUCUGAAUUUGUUAUGAUUUUUUCUUUGUUGAUCCAAAGAAUCACAAUACUGCUGUGCAACUUUGUGAAAAUAACUUUAUCCUUUCCUAGUUGUAUUAUCCCUGUUUGAGAUUUUUAUCAGUUGUACAAAGAUUUACAUGUAUUUACAAACAGGUAUUCAAUUAUAUUUUUAUAUUGGA